Molecule: messenger RNA, 5564 nt
Organism: Mytilus californianus (California mussel)
Lineage: Eukaryota; Metazoa; Mollusca; Bivalvia; Mytilida; Mytilidae
Exons: 2
Coding region: 3797-5509 (570 amino acids)
Molecular function (GO): zinc ion binding
Source: RefSeq, a predicted model, not a curated record
UACUGACCUGAAGGAUAGAAUGAAGAAAUUGACAAAUAUUCUCGAAAAGACACAAAUCGAAAACGAGCAGCAAUUGUCUAAAAUCAGCACGGAAAAAGAAAACGCUGUUGACCAUAUAAAUGAAUUUCUCCAGCACUUCAGAUAUCAUUUACUACAAAUUGAAAAUAAUCUGAACACAAAAUACGAAAAAAUAGAAAAACAAAGUAAAGAAAAUGCAGAACAGUUCAUUUACUUGAGGAAAAAUCUACAAGAAAAUAUGGACUGGUUAUGUAUGUUAGAAGAUAAUUCUUCAGAAAGCAAUAUAUUCCAUGCAGUACUGGGCUGUUUCUGCUCUUUGGUCGGAUUGUUGUCUCUUUAGUGCAUUCCCAAUUUCGAUUAUCUAAUACAUUAUAAUUCCUAUAGCUAUGUUGUAAUAUCAAUCCUAUCAAAAUGCUCUAUAUUAUCAUAUUUAAUACAUUUAGAUUAUAAAAUUGUGAAAAGUUAUUAUCUGCCAGUAUUUAAGUAUGUCUUAUCUUGCUGGAUCUUUUAUAUACUAGUUAUAGUAUGUAUGAUUUGGUUGAGUAGGAUAUGUCUUCCAUUCCAGAGCACCUGAGAUCACCCCCAUUUUUGGAGGAGUUCGUGUUACUGAAUCUUCAGUUUUCUAUGUAGUGUUUUGUAGACUUAUUUGUCUUUUCGUCGUCUUUUCGAUUAUUUUUGUCAUGGCGUUGUCAAUUUCUCUUCGACUUUUUAGUUUUGAGUGUCCUCUUGUUAUAUAUUGCCUGUUAAUUUGGGUAUAACUUUAAAAAAUACUUUAAACAACUGAACUCUCAUUCAUCGUGUUAAACAUGCCAAGGUCUCACAAGCAGAUUUAAUGACUAUUUAAAGCUUACAUUAGUCCUCAUUUGAUGUUAACAAAGGCAUAACAAUACCAUGAUCUGAUCAUUUUAUUUUGAUAAUGCAACGAUUUAGAGUCGGGCAUUAUAUUUUUUUGUUUAAUAUUUUUGUAAGCUGGGUAUUUCUAGAUAUACAAAGUUAAUGCAUUGGAUUAUAUGGACCUUGAACAUAAUAGAUUCUCCAUUCAUUGUGACGUGACAUACGGUAGAUUUCAAAUAAAUGAAACUUGAAAAUAAUCAAAUGUUAUAAAAUAUAUAACAUUAUGUGUCGAAAAUGAUAGAUAAAACGCUGUAAAUUUGAAUAUUGAGCAACAAUAAUCAAGCCAAAAACUAGAGAUGAGCCAAGAUUAUCCAGAAGUUUAAGCAACUCCUGCUUCUAAAAUAGCUCGAAUGGUUUUCAUUAUGACAAACAAGAGAAAAGGAAACAGUUUUAUUUUCCCAACAAAUCAAACGUAUCCGUUGACAAUAGAUAAAAAAAAAUUAUGUUCAUCUAUUUAUGUUGCUUAUACUUGACGAAUAUGCUGACCCACUAAAUCUAUCUUUGACUUGUUUUGCAAAUGUUUACAUUAUCAAAUCUAUUAAACAGAUCAUAUCUUAUAUCAUAUCGUGCUCAAGUAAUAGGCACCAAUCACCCUAUAGAAAAAUAAUAUACAAAUUUGCUUACAGAGGUAAAUGCAGGUCUUGAUUGAUUGAUUGAUUGUUGGUUGCUUAACGUCCAGUGGCAAAUAUUUCAUGCAUAUUCAGGACGAGAACAAAUUAACAAUAAAUACAAUAGGUAGGUCCUGUAAUAGAGGCCGUCCGGGAUAAGGUCGGGGAAAUUUGGACUGCCACGGGAAAAUGAGGGUAAAUUGGAUAAGGACAGAAAUUUAGCCUUCCAACAGGCCACCUACGGACCACUCAAAGAGUUGAUGCAAGGGUUCUUAACGUGCAAAGAACGUUACACUCUCUUUACACGAGGCAUCGGAUUUAACGUCCCCAUUCUGACCGGACGUGACUGCGAACUUGUACAUCCCGCACAGCCAAACGGACGCCCCACUUUAGCGAGGGUUUUACCGCCGGUCGGAGGAAGACCAAUGGUGACCAUAUUUCUAUUCCCAGUCACCCCUGGGGGUUGCAGGUCUUGAAAAGAAAACUAUAAUAUCACUGUAGCAUUCCGAAUUAUAAGUGAGAUGACCGUGAGGAAAUCCAAAGUUAUGCUAUCCAAAGACAUCAAACAUUUUUUUAGUUAUAUCUUUUCGUUAAGAGCAGGGAAAGUUGAGACUGUUUUUCCGAGUUGGUAUUCUAAAACAGCUUUACAGCAUGCAUACGCUGACGCUAUCGUGUGCAAAAUCGCGUAACGUUCUUUAUCUCUUCGUUCAUAUUAGUGUUAUCGUGACUAUUUCCAUAUGGAGUAUUUGAGAGGUUUUAUACAACAAUUUACCAAAAAAUACGAAACGUAUUUUAAGUAUAAUUAAUCAGUGACUACUAUAGCCAAUCAGGGGCAUUCAUUAGAAAAUCAAUUUUAUGGAAAGAAGGGUACAAUGUCCUAACAGGAAACCGAAUAUUCAAGUAUCAUUUUGGUAUGCGAUGCUCGGUACUAUGUAUAACGAGCGAUACUCGAGUAUUCGAGUACUCGUUGACAUCCCUAUUUGUUUAAACAUCAAAAUGUUUUGUGGUGACAAAACUUAUGAGUAAAAAAUCAGGAAUAUCUUUGUCACUUAUGUGUUGACAUAAAUUAUCAUUGGUAUGGUAAUAUGAGUUUUUUUAUGUACGCGGUGUGUAUGCAUGCCAUGCGACCAUAUUUUUUUUAUUUUUUAAUCGUUAAAAGGCUUUAUACUUUUAAUUCGAAAUCCAGUUUUCAAGAGUUAUUUUAAAUUAUGACUGGAAGUAUUAUUUUAAGAACUUAUAUUUAUUUAUUUAUAACGAUAUCACAAUAGAUUUCCCCAAUAUAAAGAAAAAUAUUGUCUACAAAAAAUGUUUAUGAUAUCACGAUGGUUUCAAACAGGAAAGCAAUUUCAGAUUUCUUUAAAUAUUAAACCACACAUUACAACAAAUAUACGACCACGGACAACAAUAUAGAAAUAAUGUUUUAUUCAAAGCAGAAUGAUGCAUUUAUCGGAAACCAUGUUCUUUUUCACCUUUCGUUUUCUCAUCCUGACUUAUCACAUAUAACAUUAUAAAAACUUAACAUCAUAUUUGUGAAUGCGGUAAUGAUAGGGUGGGUAUAGGUUUCCAGUUGUUUUUUUUCCAACUAAUUUUCAAAGCUACUUCUUUAUAAACGCUUUAAUACAAUACAUUCCAUAGAGGGUUCAGAGAGUUAAAUUAAUGAGUUUUCUUAUCAUUUAGGUUGAAAUCCUCGAGAGGUGUUGGAAUAUAUUUUACGCAUGUUCACGAUUUUUUUUUAUUUCUAUGCUUUUUCAGAUGAAUCAAACUGGUUCAUAUAUUAUUGUAUUGAUUAGCCGAUUGAAAAAAAAAACUUCACAUUUGUUGAUGUUUUAAAACCAAAUUCGGUCUAUGUUGGCAUUAGAAGCUAUUUUAAAAACAUUAAAACAGGUUAGUUUGGGUCAGUAAAUGUAGUGUAUGAUAUACAUUGUCUCGAAGUAACAAUUUUGUAUGAAUGUCAUUUAACUUUGGUUCGAAGAUCUGCAUGUACCGGGAUCUUGAAUAGAAAAACCCUUUACUAUUCUUAUACUGUUCAUACAAAGUAUUAAGUACAUAAUUAUCUUAAAUCAGAUGAAACGAAACAAUAUAUUCUAAUUGUCAGAUAUAAAUGUAUAGUCUAUACAUCAAUAAAAUAUUUUUUCGUGUGAAAUAUUAUAGUCAUUGUUGUGGUGUUAAGUAUAUACUUGACAAUGAAAUAAAACAAAUUAUGAAAACAUGGAGAUGGUAAACUUGAUAUGGAUUUAGAAAAGGAAUAAAAAAAGAAAGUAUUUCGCGAGAUAGUUAUGGCUGGUUUUGAGCUAUGCCAAUGUUGUCUUAGAGAAAAUGAAGAAGAAGUAGCGGCCCUUUGGUGUAAUGAUUGUAGUGAAGUUGUUUGUCGAAGUUGCGGUAAAGCACACAGACGAUUUGUGGUUGCACAUGAUGUCAUUUCGAUAAAAGAUGCUCCCUCUUUUAGAAAAAAUAUACCUAAAAGCUGUUGUUCACAUCUGAAUAAAAAACUUAUUCUGUUUUGUGUAGGACAUGAUGAAUUAAUUUGUCACGAAUGUUUAUCGGAAAACCAUAGAAAAUGCAAUAAAAUAGUGGAAAUAGGAAAGGCUGCAGAGGGCGUAAAAGACAGCGCUGCAAUUACUGACCUGAAAGAAAGAAUGACGAAAUUCACAAAUAUUCUCGAAAAGACACAAAUCGAAAAUGAGCAGCAAUUGUCCAAAAUAAGAACAGAAAAAGAGGUAGCAAAUAACCAUUUAAAGGAAUUUCUCAAGUGCUUUAAAGAGCACUUAAUGCAAAUUGAAAACAACCUCAACCAAGAGUACGAAAAAAUAGUAGUACAAAAUGCAGAUAAUAGCGAACAGUUGAAGUACUUAAAACAAAGCCUGCAAGAAAAUAAGGACUGGUUAUGUAUGCUAGAAAGUAGUUCCUCUGAAAGCAAUAUAUUCCAUGCAGUAAAGUAUCUUGAUACCAUACAAAUCACAAGUGAAAAUCAGAUCAGUCAGAUAAAAAGAGACUUGAUAACAAUACCAUUGGACGUUUUGCCUCCUGAAGAUACGAAAAACAUCGAUAAACUUUUCGAAAAAAUGAACGAGAAAGCGACACCCAAUACUAUCCCUGUCACCACCGUUUCGGACAAUGCAUGCAAACAAUCACAAAUGAACGUUGAAAGACCUAGUCAGCGUCCUCCUCCUCCGUAUCAGGAGCUCAAAGCCGGCAAUAACUCUACAUUAGGUGCCUUUUGUUUCACUGAAGACGGCCAUAUCGUUGUUGAGGCAUGUGUUCCUUCUGAAAUUUCAAGAAAUCUAAGAAUCCAUUGUCUUCGAAUAUUUGAUUUGCAUACCUGUAAGUCUAGCCAGAUAAAAUUAUCAGAAACAACCCAAGAUAUCAACUUCAAUGCGGGUUCAAUUUCCAUGUAUGAUAACUUUGCCCUACUGGUGUCAAAAAUGAGAGAUAAUGCGAUCACGGUAAUUGAUAUGAAACUUCAAAGAGUGUGCAGAACGAUUUCACUGCAGCAUCCAAAGUAUUUAUUUCAUGUUAUAAAAAUAAAUUGGAUAUCUUGCAAAGGUGAUAACAUAUUUCUAUUUGCGGAGGCUAACCUUGGUAUAUGGUUAUUUUCCAUUGAAUUCAAUGGUACGAUUUUAUCUGAAUUUAGGCUUCCAGACUCCAUUAUUGAUUUAGAUUUUGACGGUUGGAAAAGGUUUUUUUACACAGACAAUAGUGUCAAUGACAUUCACUACAUUUCAAAUGAAAGAGGAUGGAAUACAUCAAAGUGUUAUUCAAGUCUUGAUUUAACGGUAGGUUGUAGCGUUCUGCAUAUUGCCGGUGACGAACUAUUAUUGCUUGAAAAAAGCACAAAUACGGUUUAUAAACUAAAUAUAACAACUCAACGUAGAUCAAUUUUGAUUCAACGUGAUAUUGUUAAUCCGGCUCAUUUCAACUUGAGCUUGAAGUUUAAAAAGUUUGCCAUAACGAUGGAUAACGGAAAACGUAUAAGGAUUUUUCCAUUUUGAAUUUAUACUAUUUUGACGAUUAUUUGUUCCUGUAAUUAUAGCUUGAAAAACAAUU